GCCACGUGGCUUAGAGUCUACUCGCCGUGCCGGUGAGGCUCCGUGCGACGGCUCCCAUGCUUCCGCUUUCUCCUCAAAGCCCUGUAGCCGGUGAAUGCAUGAUACGAAGCUGUCUCGCGUUUCACAAAUCGGAAGCAUCAGUGCAUCUCUAGUCUCUCAACCGAUAGACUCGGAGAUGCCGCCUCGGGUCGAUCGUCAACGAAGCUUUGUUCCACAUGGAUACGUCCUGGCUACAUUUUGUCGUAAGUGGCAGAUACCUCGCAGGUUAACCGAUUACUCCCACAUACUCUACUCUGCAGUGCUGGAUGGGCGAGGCUCGCGGUUACCUCAUCAUUUUGACCGCGGGAAGCCGUUUCCUGGCAGAUGGAAGAAGCUCCGUCAACAAACCUAAUCUAUUGCAUGUGUCGGCGGCUUCACUUUGAACGCAUAGCCCGGCUCCUUUGGAGUCUUCAGCAGCCUUGCAGUCAUUUUACUAGACUCGGGCUGUACGUUUCCCAUCGUUUCGCACUGCGCCUGCGCCUCGUCUUCCUCUUCUUCACGUUUCAAUAUGUUCUCUCCCCUUAGAUCCCAUUCGCAAACUCAUCCUUCCGCUAUGCCCUCCCGACGAAGUACCCAAGAUGAACAAUACGCAUUGCUGCAGAACGGCGAGAACGGCUCCCAAGAGUUGGACGAUGACUACUCCCAUCGAGCAGGAGAGUCGAAGCGACGGCCAGCUUGGUACCAGCCAGAAGCCCGCCAGUCUGCUUUGACAUGGAUUCUCGCAUUGCUGGUCAUUGUCGUGGCCACCGAUGGAAUCGCACUCUUCUACAUGUCGCGGAUCAUGAAGACAGUCUUCGCCGACUUGGGCACCGACGAACUCGAGUUUGCUAAUCCGUACCAUGGUCUUGAGACCCUCUACCGCUCCGGCAAGAUCAAUGCAUCCAAGAUCGACCCCAUACAGAACCUUCCGCGAGUCGUCGCGCAAGUCUUCCCCGACCGUCCGAAGGAGCUGGCGCCUAUUGGCGAGCACGACCUAUUCAACAAGGUUUUUGGGACGCUUUCCCCACAUGAGAAGCACCUCCACGUCUCGCCCAACGUCCACACGAUAGCGCAGUUCCGCGCGCUCGACUUCGGAAUGGAAGAGUGUUCGGUCGUCAUCCAACUGCCAGGACACGGUGAUCGCAUCGAGGGGUCCGAGCCAUUCCGGUUCAAUCAACUCUCCGUGUUCGACGUAUACCGGCUCAACGCGCUGAAGCCGCUGGAUGUCAGGAAGCUGUCUUACAGCACAAAGCCUCCUGCGCAGGAGAGAGUCGCGUCCCUGAUGGCGAAAGGGGGAGAGGAGACCCUCGUGACCACCUUCCCAUGCCCCUGGGGAACGCUGCAUACUUUUGAGGUCGUAUGUGGCGAGGGUUCUGACUGCUUAGUGGACAUAUGGUCCAGUCAGAACACCACGUAUGGCAUCUACAUGUAUCAGCAUCAAACGAUUUGAAUGUAACUUACAGAGCCUUUCGGAUUGCGUUCUCCGACUGUGUAUGAUUAUUUUGCUAUCUUUUGUCAAUCAGAACAUUGCAGCACGUUUGUAGACUUAUGCCUCAUUGUGCGCAGCAUGCGAGAGGCACACAGCCUCGAUCACCG
Molecule: messenger RNA, 1614 nt
Organism: Dichomitus squalens LYAD-421 SS1
Lineage: Eukaryota; Fungi; Basidiomycota; Agaricomycetes; Polyporales; Polyporaceae
Exons: 4
Coding region: 593-1468 (291 amino acids)
Source: RefSeq, a predicted model, not a curated record